AUGCUGGAGAAGAAAGGAGCCGUGGCUCAAGAGAAGUUUUAUGAGGCUCUUAAGACACAUAACCCUCUUCUGGUGGAGGAUCUUCAGCGCUCAGCAAUGAGCCCAGCAGUGCCUCAGCCCCAGCAGAGGGGAGAUGCUUCACGGACAGUUACAAAAUCAUCACUUAAACGGAAGCUUCAGGCCCAUCUGAAAAACAGGUUUUCAACAUUACAUCAAGAUUCUAAAAAGUACAGCGUGCAAGACAUGUACACUGAGCUUUACAUCAUAAAGGGUCGUACCGGGGGAGUCAACAGUGAUCACGAAGUGGCAGCAAUUGACAUGAGACAAAUUGGGGCUAGACCAAGCUCUAAAGAUGAACAAGUCAAGAUGGCAGACAUAUUCACAGCCAACUCUGCUGCAAAAGUUUUGACUUUGGGAAUUGCUGGUGUGGGGAAAACUGUUGCAGUGCAAAAGUUUGUCAUGGACUGGGCUGAGGGAAAAAACAAUCAAGAUAUAGACUUUGUUUUUGUUCUUUUGUUUCGAGAGCUGAACUUGAAGAAAGGAGAACAGCGCAGCCUUUUCGAUCUUCUUCUGUCAUUCUACCCUGAUAUCAAAGGCUUGAAAAAUGUCCCUGAAUUCUGUGGAUGCAAAAUUCUCUUUGUCUUUGACGGUUUGGAUGAAAGCAGACUCCAGCUGGACUUCAACGAGUGGAUUUCUAAACCUGACAAACAGUCAUCAGUUGACAUUCUAAUAGCAAGUGUCAUUAAAGGUAUGCUACUGUCCUCUGCACACAUCUGGGUUACAACCAGACCAGCAGCGGCCAGUCUGAUCCCAGAGGAGUGCUUCACCCUCUUGACAGAGGUGCAAGGAUUCAACGAUGACCAGAAAAUUUUGUUCUUUCAGAAGAGCAUCACAAAUCCAGAAAAGGCAAAGAGAGUCAUUGCUCAUAUCAAGAAGAACAGAAGCCUCCACAUCCUGUGUCACAUACCAGUAUUCUGCCAUAUCAUGCUGAGUGUGCAAGAUGAAAUACUGAGAGAUGAGAGCAAAGAAGCACCAACCAAAACCUUGACGGAAAUGUAGCACUUUAUAGUGUCUCUCAGAUCCAAAAAAAUGAAUGAAAAGUACUUGGACAAGAAGAUGAGUGCUAAAGAAAAAGGGAAGUUCCUGGUUUUACUUGGGAAACUAGCAUACACACAUCUGGAGGACGGCACACUGAUAUUCUAUGAGAAGGACCUGCAAGAGUGUGGUAUUAACGUGAAUUCUGGAGCAUUGCAGGCUGGAGUUUGUACACAGAUAUUCAGUGUUGAGAGUGCUGCAACUGGAGAGAAUAUGUUCAGCUUUGUGCACCUAAGUGUACAGGAAUUCUUAGCAGCUCUUUAUGUUCUUAAUGAAAAGGCAGCUCAGAGGACCAGGAACCCCCUAGGCGAGACAUUGAAGGAGAAGAUCAACUGGCUAUUCAGGCACUCCAUGUUUGAUCUUUACAGAUUUGCUGUUGAAAAAGCCCUGCAAAGCAAGAAUGGACAAUUGGAUCUUUUUGUGCGCUUCCUCCUUGGCCUGGCUCCGCUGUUGAAACCUGGAAUCCGCUCAUCCCUGCAUGUGUUGCUACCACAAUUAUGUGUUAGAGAAGAGCGCAUCAACAAAACAGUUCAAUAUAUCAAAGAGAAGAUCAGGAAGGAAGACAUCUCAUCAGAACGAAUCAUCAACCUUUUCCACUGUUUGAAUGAGCUUGGAGACAAGUCUCUUGUUGAUGAUAUUAACAGGUACAUAAACUCAUCAGAUGAGGAGAACCUGACUCCAGCCCAGUGUUCAGCUCUGGCUUAUAUGCUGCUCAUGUCAGCUGAAGACUUGGAGGAGUUUGAUCUGAAGAAAUACCUGAGAUCAGAGGAAGGGCUCCACAGAAUGUUUCCUGUAGUGAAUGUCACAAAGAGACUUUGGCUAAAUCACUGUCACCUCUCCAAAGUGAGCUGUCAGCUGUUGACACAGGUGCUACAAAGGACACCUUCCCAUCUGAGAGAACUGGAUAUGAGUGACAAUGACUUGCAGGAUGAAGGAGUGGAGAUGCUCUGUGUAGGACUACGAGAUCCACAAUGCAAGCUAGAGACACUGAGGCUCUCUGGUUGUCUGAUCACCCAGAGGGGCUGUUCUGCCUUGUCCUCUGCCCUCAAAUCAAACCCCUCCAACCUGAAAAAGCUGGAUCUGAACUACAAUCAUCCAGGAGACUCAGGUGUCAGAGAGUUCACAGACAGAUUGAAUGAUCCCAGCUGUAAAUUAGAGACUUUCAGGAAUGACCAUGGAGGAGAUUGCAGGAUUAAACCAGGACUGAGAAAGUAUGCCUGUGAGCUCACACUGAAUCCAAACACAGCACGCAGAUAUCUCCCUCUCUCUGAGGAGAACAGAAAGGUGACACGUGUGAGGGAGAAGCAGCCGUAUCCUGACCACCCAGAGAGAUUUGACUUCUACCCUCAGGUGCUGUGUAGAGAGGGUCUGUCUGGACGCUGCUACUGGGAGGCUGAGUGGAGUGGUAAUGAGGUUUAUUUAGCAGUGGCAUAUAAAAGCAUCCAGAGGAAAGGGUGGAGUGAUGACAGUGAGUUUGGACAUAAUGACAAGUCCUGGACUUUGAGUUGCUCUGGUAACAGUUACUCUGCCUGGCACAAUAAUAAGGAGAUGGCCAUACCUCCCCUCUCCUCCCACUUCAACAGAGUAGGAGUGUACCUGGACUGGCCAACAGGCACGCUGUCCUUCUACAGUGUCUCCUCUGAGACACACACACACCUGCACACGUUCCACUCCACAUUCACUCAGCCCCUCUAUCCUGGGCUUGCCAUUUGGUCUACUGACUCCUCAGUGUCCCUGUGUCUGAUCACAUGA
This is a messenger RNA of Alosa alosa (allis shad), 2847 nucleotides long. Its product is annotated as NLR family CARD domain-containing protein 3-like. NCBI's taxonomy places the organism in Eukaryota, Metazoa, Chordata, Actinopteri, Clupeiformes, Clupeidae. Gene Ontology annotation, molecular function: protein binding. The record is from RefSeq and is a predicted model, not a curated record.